ACGCUUUUCAGCACAUUGUCGAUUGGACUUGCUGUUGUUUCUGUGAAUAAAACCAGGACAGCCUCAUCAUGUUUGUGAAAAGUGUUUUAGAGCAGUGCAUUGGUUUACAGUAAACGCAAUGUAUCAUGGGACAUCGAACAUUUUUUGCAGGACUGAGAAUGGUAGAAAUUCUCCUUGUGUCAACAUCUGCAAAUUAGUGGAUCAUUUUUCGCUGCUAUUUUAGGUGAAGUUUAUGUGGUAGCAGGGGCGUCGUAGAGGGGGGUAAAGUAGGACUGAUUCACAGGGUCCUGACUACAGGGAGGGCCCCUGGCUGGGAGGUCCCCAAAAGGAGUCUAUUUUUUCCCCUUUCCUUUUUUUUUUCAAUAAUGUCAAUGGUAUUUCAUGCAAAUUCAAUGUUCUCUGGGAAUACAUCGGUUGAAAUGUAUGUCCCAGCCUGCAAAUAGUACCUAUAUCAGACACCCCCAUUAUCAAUGCACAUUGGUUUAGUCCGCCCUCUCACGGACUUUGGAUUGUAUGCGCAACGGAUUUUUUCAUGCUUCGGCAUGAAACGCAGCAGGCAGUUCUUAUACCAACAAGGAUCAAUGUCAUCAGGCUUUCAGAAAAGAAAGGCAAGAAAGGCAGAGGAAACAAGAUGAAGGAAAGCAACUGCUUACUGAUUUCUUUCCCAAGAAAGAAAAAAGGAGAAAGCCAGCUGCAGCAGGUACAGGAGAAUGUGGAGGAGGUUCAGACCAUCAUGCAGGAGAAUUUCACCAGGGUCGGAGAGCGCGAGGGCAAACUAGAGGAACUGGACGACAGAGCUGAAAUACUGCUGAAGAAAAGCAAACAGUUUGAAAAGACAACGAGGAAAGUGGCAGAAAAGAUGGAAACUGAGAACACAUGUCUGCGAUGUAAGAAAUGGCAGAGGAUCAUGGCAGAGGAUCAUGGCAGAGGAUCAUGAUCAUUGUCGGAGCAGUUGUUCUGGUCAUCAUCAUCAUCAUUAGUAGUGUGUUAUUGCGGCCACGGUAAGGACAGACACAGCAGAGACUCUGGUUAAAAAGCCGAAAAGCCGGAGAUUAAGAAGAAGUGAUGGGCUUAAAGGCUAAGUUGUGUGUUCAAAAGACAAAAAGGUCUGAAGGACACAUCAUGUCAUGCCUACUUCUGCUCACACGCCAUACUCUUUGUGUUUACUCUUGUGCAUGUACAAGUACUGUUACUGAUAACUGUUUGAGUCUGCAUCUACUUCCUGGUCAGGUUUUUUCCCUCCUGAAGUCUCAGGGAGUUUUUCUUUGUCACUGUCACCUCUGGGGGGUUUUGGGGGUUUUUUUGUUGUUGUUGUUGUUGUUGUUUGUUUUGUUUUUUAAUAGAUCUAACAGUCAGUCAAAUAAAUGAGCCAGUGUCUUUGUAAAAUAUGCUCUGAAUGAAUGAAUUAAACACUUAAGAUUAAGAGCGACUACAUUGUUUGCCUCUUUGUCACUACACUGGAGGAAACUUGCCCUUGG
Messenger RNA from Neoarius graeffei (lesser salmon catfish), 1478 nucleotides. Its product is annotated as vesicle-associated membrane protein 4-like. Gene Ontology annotation, molecular function: syntaxin-1 binding; SNAP receptor activity. Gene Ontology annotation, biological process: SNARE complex assembly; vesicle-mediated transport; vesicle fusion. The record is from RefSeq and is a predicted model, not a curated record. Lineage: Eukaryota; Metazoa; Chordata; Actinopteri; Siluriformes; Ariidae. Bases 533 to 937 code for a protein of 134 amino acids. Gene Ontology annotation, cellular component: SNARE complex; plasma membrane. The transcript is spliced from 3 exons.